Molecule: messenger RNA, 1575 nt
Organism: Vanderwaltozyma polyspora DSM 70294
Lineage: Eukaryota; Fungi; Ascomycota; Saccharomycetes; Saccharomycetales; Saccharomycetaceae
Gene: GCD11
Product: translation initiation factor eIF2 subunit gamma
Exons: 1
Coding region: 1-1575 (524 amino acids)
Biological process (GO): positive regulation of translational fidelity; formation of translation preinitiation complex
Cellular component (GO): cytosol; eukaryotic translation initiation factor 2 complex
Molecular function (GO): GTP binding; tRNA binding; GTPase activity
Source: RefSeq, a predicted model, not a curated record
AUGGCUGACUUACAAGAUUUAGAACCAAGCAUUGUCAUUAACGGUGACUUAGCUCCAGAAGAUGAUAUCAUUUAUGAAGAAGAAAUGGAACUAGAUGAAGAACUAGUUGUUGAAGAAGAAGAAAAGCCAAAGAAGAAGGUCAUGUUUACUGGUAUUGAUGAAGAAGCAGAUGAGGAGCAAAGAAAGCGUGAAUUCGAAGAAGGUGGUGGUUUACCAGAACAACCAGAAAAUCCUGAUUUUACAAAAUUGAAUCCAUUAUCUGCUGAGAUUAUUAAUAGACAAGCUACUAUUAAUAUCGGUACCAUUGGUCACGUCGCACACGGUAAGUCUACUGUUGUUAGAGCUAUUUCAGGUGUUCAAACUGUCCGUUUCAAGGAUGAAUUGGAACGUAACAUUACUAUUAAAUUGGGUUAUGCUAAUGCAAAGAUAUAUAAAUGUCAAAACCCAGAAUGUCCAGAACCAGACUGUUAUAGAUCAUUUAAAUCUGAUAAAGAAAUUCAUCCAAAAUGUCAAAGACCAGGCUGUGAUGGUCGUUAUGAAUUAGUUCGUCAUGUUUCCUUUGUCGAUUGUCCAGGUCACGAUAUUUUAAUGAGUACUAUGUUGUCUGGUGCUGCUGUCAUGGAUGCUGCUUUGUUAUUAAUUGCCGGUAAUGAAUCUUGUCCACAACCUCAAACUUCCGAACAUUUGGCUGCUAUUGAAAUUAUGAAAUUGAAACAUGUUAUUAUUUUACAAAACAAAGUAGAUUUAAUGAGAGAAGAAAGUGCAUUAGAACAUGAGAAAUCUAUUUUAAAAUUCAUCAGAGGUACCAUUGCUGAUGGUGCUCCAAUUGUUCCAAUCUCUGCUCAAUUGAAAUACAACAUUGAUGCAGUCAAUGAAUUUAUUGUUAAGACAAUUCCAGUUCCACCAAGAGAUUUCAUGAUCUCUCCACGUUUGAUCGUUAUUCGUUCUUUCGAUGUUAACAAGCCAGGUACUGAAAUUGAUGGUUUGAAGGGUGGUGUUGCUGGUGGUUCUAUCUUGAACGGUGUCUUCAAAUUGGGUGAUGAAAUCGAAAUUAGACCAGGUAUUGUAACAAAGGAUGAAAAAGGUAAAAUUCAAUGUAAGCCAAUUUUCUCGAAUAUUGUUUCUCUUUUUGCUGAAACAGAACGAUUUGAAAAUUUGCUGUUCCCAGGUGGGUUAAUUGGUGUUGGUACUAAGGUUGAUCCAACAUUAUGUAGAGCUGAUCGUUUAGUUGGUCAAGUUGUUGGUGCUAAAGGUCACUUACCAAGUAUCUACACCGAUAUCGAAAUCAAUUACUUCUUGUUACGUCGUCUAUUAGGUGUCAAAACAGAUGGUCAAAAACAAGCUAAGGUCAGAAAGCUAGAAUUAAAUGAAGUUUUAAUGGUCAAUAUCGGUUCCACUGCCACUGGUGCCCGUGUUGUUGCUGUUAAGGCUGAUAUGGCUAGAUUGCAAUUAACUUCUCCAGCUUGUACAGAAGUAAAUGAAAAGAUUGCCUUGUCCAGACGUAUUGAAAAGCAUUGGCGUUUAAUUGGUUGGGCUACCAUUAAGAAAGGUUCUGUUUUGGAACCAAUCGCCUAA